GUGAAUAGUCCAGAUGACAACCCAACACCUGCCAGCGAUCCCGAUUCGGUCUCAGGCUUUCGGAUGCUGGCCGAGAUGGAACAAGCUCGUCUCAACAUAUUAUGCGAUGACUGGAACAGUGUCAUGCUGGAAGAGGCAGAAAGAAUCCCCGAACAGGCACUCGAUUCGAUCCGGACCACAGUGUGCAAAUGCCGGUUGGUAUUGCAAAAGAAGAUGCCAUUCUUUUUGAGUUUGGUCGAUAUGGCUGAACAAUCGGCUAAAUCAGUUUCAUCCCCCAGCUCACAAUUCAAGGAAAACCAACCUCCCAAGACCGAUGUGAAUGAUUUAGCUGGCUACUGGGCUUUGGUUGCGGAUGAAAUCGUUCAGGCAGAUGCUGCUUUUGAGCGUCUGCGCGUUUGGCGAGAUGAAGGUCAAUGGGAACCAUCAAACAGGCCUGUUACACCGAUGCGUGCCCCAGUGAAGCAGACACGUCGUAAAUCAAAGGCUGUAAAACCGUCCGUGAACACUACUAGCAAAAUUCCAAUCAAACAAACCUUGGUCGAUCGCCGAAUAAAUGCGGGAACGUUGUCGGUAGAAAUCACCAAAGCCCUUUCUGAAGCUGUGAAGUCAAACAAGAAACCCAAGGUGCCAGUACGGUCAAAGUUGGCCGAGUUCCUGAAGUCCAAAAGGAUGGUUGCUGCUGAUCGUAAUCUUCGUCGUCGCCAGAAUUGUACGGAUGUGCUCACACCGUUGGGGUUGGAACCGGUAUCACGACGUUCUCGGGGUACUCCUAAGGUCCUAAACUAA
This is a messenger RNA of Echinostoma caproni, 786 nucleotides long. Lineage: Eukaryota; Metazoa; Platyhelminthes; Trematoda; Plagiorchiida; Echinostomatidae. The record is from the annotation of a GenBank genome assembly.